Melitaea cinxia (Glanville fritillary) is the source of this 1035-nucleotide messenger RNA. RefSeq lists its product as uncharacterized. Lineage: Eukaryota; Metazoa; Arthropoda; Insecta; Lepidoptera; Nymphalidae. The record is from RefSeq and is a predicted model, not a curated record. Bases 1 to 1035 code for a protein of 344 amino acids. The transcript has a single exon.
AUGUCAAAUGUCGAAUUGUCCGACGCUGCACUGUCAGUUCUCGAAAGAGGGAUGAAUUUUGCCAUCACACCCAGACACAUUCCCUACGAGAAUGUAAUCGGAUCGGUCGAGGAAGGUAUCAGACGUAACAAAAUACCAUCAAUAGAUGCGGACAUUAUGAGACAAGAUAUCGCCGUGACAUUACGUCAUGCGAAACCACCAAGGCCGAACGUUACUGUUUCAGAAUUGGCUGCUCUAAAGGAACUACGGAGAGAUCAAAAUAUAAUAGUGUUAAAGGCGGACAAAGGGAAUGCAACCGUGGUAUUGAACACCACUGAUUAUGAUAAUAAGAUCUCAAAUCUACUCAGUGAUGAUAAUACAUACAAAAAGGUAAAUUACGACCCAACAGCGAGAACAAAUCGGAGCACACGCAAACUAAUAAAGGAAUGUUCUCACGUACUAGACGACGAUACUGUCAAAUAUUUGCUACGCCCUAGGAACGUCCAGCCGCCUAAACUAUACGGCCUGCCGAAGAUACAUAAGCAUAACGUGCCAUUACGGCCCAUUGUGAGUCAAAUAGGCUCACCAACAUACGAAUUGGCGAAGCACGUGUCAAAUGUACUACAGCCGUUAGUAGGACAAACGUCGUCAUACAUUAGGGACUCCCGCCAUCUAGUGGACAUUUUGUCACAUAAUAAGGUUGAGGAGAAUGAGUUAAUGGUCAGUUUCGAUGUAGAAUCGCUCUUCACCAAUGUACCAGUGACGGAGUGUCUUGAAAUGAUUAAGGUCAAGUUACGAAACAACGAUAUCCCGAUGGAAUAUGCCACUUUAUUGCAUCACUGUUUGUCGAAGAACUACUUCAUAUACAGAGGUCAGUACUACCUUCAGGUAGAUGGGGUGGCUAUGGGCAGUCCAGUAGCUCCAGUGGUAGCCAACCUUUGGAUGGAACAUGUGGAAGAACAAGCCCUGGCGACUGCACCUGCCGAAACCAAACUAUGGAAGAGGUACGUUGAUGAUGUUUUUUUGCAUAGUGAAGGGAAACAAACGAGACGUUGA